Sitodiplosis mosellana (orange wheat blossom midge) is the source of this 1625-nucleotide messenger RNA. RefSeq names its product zinc finger protein neuro-d4 (gene d4). The transcript is spliced from 3 exons. The record is from RefSeq and is a predicted model, not a curated record. Bases 12 to 1259 code for a protein of 415 amino acids. Gene Ontology annotation, cellular component: nBAF complex. Gene Ontology annotation, biological process: nervous system development. NCBI's taxonomy places the organism in Eukaryota, Metazoa, Arthropoda, Insecta, Diptera, Cecidomyiidae.
UCUAAUGCAGUAUGGCGGCAAUGGCGUCUGCAGAUAUACAAAUUGUAAAUAUACCAAAUUUAGCGAAAAUCGAAUCAUUUUUAAAUGAUACAGCUUAUCGAGAAUUGUUGGAAAAUAGUGAGAAUUAUAAUACGCGAUUGUGCAUAGAGCGUAGGCUACGAAUGCCGUUUUUAGAUCAACAAACUGGCGUCGCUCAAACUAAUUGUGCUUUGUUUAUGAAACGACGACAUCGUAUGCCUGGCAUCCGCGAAGGACAAAUUUAUACUUAUCCAGCCGCUAAAUGGCGUAAAUCAAAGCGACAGUACUUACUUCAUCAUCGUCCAUUCCGUAUGGUACGUGAACCGGAUGCAGACUCAAUACCGGGCUUGGACCGUUCAUCUUUUACGGGUGAUUCAGAAAGCAAAGACAGUAGCCAUCCUGAGCCAAAGGAGUGGUUUUACGAUGAUGAUGUUAUGCAUGAUGUUGUGGAUCCAUUUGAAGAUCGUGGAGAUUCAGAUUUUGAUUACGAUGAUAAUCAUUACAAGAAGAAGCGACGUUCGAGGAAACCACCAGGUGAUUUAGUGAAUCGACGUGGGAGAGGGCGCGGAAGAGGACGUCGGAACAACAAAGGUGGAGAUUGUGACACACCACGUUCAACGAAUAAAAGGCAUUCUGAAAAUAAGAAAAACUUUCUAUCGCCACUAAAUACAAACGAAGACAGUCAGACUAUGCUACCAUCUGAUCAGCUUUCACCCCAGCUUCAGCAUGAAUUUGCUCUAACUACUACCACUACUAUUACUCCUUCUACUACUACUACUACUACAAUGUCAGAAAAAAAUCCUAUUGCAGCUGCUAUCGAAAGAAGUAAUCAAAAUGAAGAAGAAGAACGUUUACGCAUCAUUCGUAAACCAAACGAUACGCGAAAUAAAGCACCACCAUCGCCCUAUUGUGACUUUUGUCUUGGAGACGCCCGCGAAAACCGAAAAACUAACGUUCCUGAAGAUUUGGUUUCGUGCUCAGAUUGUGGACGUUCCGGUCACCCAUCAUGCCUGCAAUUUACACCAAAUAUGAUCAUAUCCGUGAAGCGUUAUCGAUGGCAAUGUAUCGAAUGUAAAUAUUGUUCAAUCUGCGGCACAUCGGACAAUGACGACCAAUUGCUCUUCUGCGACGAUUGCGACAGAGGUUAUCAUAUGUACUGCUUGUCACCACCAUUGACAUCGCCACCUGAGGGACAGUGGAGCUGUAAUAUUUGCAACAAAGAGUUUCACAGUGGCAAGUGAAAGAGAUUUGUAAAAGAUAAUGAUAUUGAUAAUGGGACGACUUUUAAUAGGAGAACGAUAGUAUUGCAAAAUUAAUUCUAAAAUGCUCUCAUAUCGUGGUUAAUGGGAACUUUUUUUUUGAUAAAAAGCUCGACAUACAUAAAUGAGAUCAACAUUGACAUCAAAAUUGUUAUCAAGUAGAAACCCGCGUUUUCAUAGCGAUGCCAGAACGAUUUUCUUUGAUUUUGAUCUUCCAAAUAAUUAUAGUAUUAUUUGACAAACUAAAAAUUUCAUCUGAUUUUUCAAACAACCGAAAAGGUUGAAUAAAUAACGAAAAAAAAUUAAACGUGUGAUGUUUUUUUUUGAAUAAAAACUAUUCACAAGAAA